Molecule: messenger RNA, 1813 nt
Organism: Cucumis sativus (cucumber)
Lineage: Eukaryota; Viridiplantae; Streptophyta; Magnoliopsida; Cucurbitales; Cucurbitaceae
Exons: 5
Coding region: 182-1294 (370 amino acids)
Biological process (GO): defense response to fungus
Cellular component (GO): nucleus
Source: RefSeq, a predicted model, not a curated record
CACGCUUAAUUAUCCAAUAUAAGAACCGACACAAACUCUUCUUAACACAAAAUACAAAGCACAUUUACAUACACAAACAAAAUAAAGAAAACGAAUAAGAAAUGGCCUUGUGACGAUCCUGGGUUUACAAAUUUCUCUCUCAAAUUCAAACGGAUUUUGAAGCAGUAAUUUGGGCUACACAAUGAUGAAAUUCAAAAAAGGGAGUAAGUUGAAAAUAUUGAGCAAAAAGAAGGUGCCUUUAGGAACACAAUGUUCUAUGGAAGCAUUAAGAAGCAAUGGCCCCAACUAUAUAGCUGGACAUGUUAAGUCUAAGGGUGUCGACAACCAUGCUAUGGUGAAGCAGGUGUCUGAAAAUGUCAUCAUGCCCUGCCACACUCAUUUAGACCUUUCAGGGGCUUGGGCUCCGGGUGAUGUUGUAGAGGUGUUUGAUAACAACUCAUGGAAAUUGGCCACAGUCUCUGAGGUUUUGGGGAAAAUGCACAUUCUUGUCAGAUUACUUGGAUCCUCUCAGGAGUUUAAAGUCAGGAAAACCGAUAUUCGGGCUAGACAAUCAUGGAAAGAUGAUGAUACUGCAUGGGUUAUGGUUGGAAAGGGAAGUAAAAAUUUUAAUGGAGGGGAGCUCCAUGCCAAUCUAAUUUUGAACCACAGUCACGAUUCAACCUCUCAAGUUCAGAAGACAAACUCAAGGACAACUCUGUGGAAAAAAGAUGACUGUUCUGCUAUUAGGAACCAAAAUGUUCAAGAUAACUACAAUGUGAAAAUUCUGAAGAGAUCAACUGAUUGCUCGUCUAGAGCAAUUUAUGGAGCUAACCAUAAAGUUAGAUUGAUUGAGAAAGAGGGCAGAUAUGUUAAGGUGGUUGUUGCAAAUCCAACUGAGUUACCUAAACUGCAGGUUGAUCCUGUUUCUUAUCCUAGAGAUUCUCUGGGUGAAAGACAGAGGGCUGCAUCGCUGAAUCACCGACUGGGUGGGUAUUUGGAAUUGGAUAUCAAGGGUAAGGAACUAGCAGCUAGUCCUGUUCGAGAAUUGAAUGAUGCAGAUAGCAUUAUUUGCUCUGUUGGUAGUUGCAGCAUCAGCAGUGACAACUCAAGUGAGAUGCCCUGUGAUGUGUCUGGUGGUGUGACUGAUCAAAUUGCUGGUCACUUCUGUGAUGAUCGAUCACCUCAUCAAUCGGGAUACGAAGGACAUUGUCUCCCUACCAAUGAAGAAUUGGCAGCUGAAAUCCAUAGGCUGGUUAAGAUCGAGAUCGGAGUCUUCUCGAUGCCAAGCGAUGGCGAAUGCUCGAAAGUGUUUUGAAAAGCAAAAUAGAAAGUACAUGAGGCAGAUUGCAGACCCCAACUAAAGUCUUCUCAACAAUGCAUAUAUAUAUAUAUACACAAGUAAUCAUAUGGCAGUUAAAAUAAAAGGUAUGACCUGUGGUUGUAACUGCAACACUACUGAGAUAUGGUGGAAUCAUCUUUCUGUUCAGAAAUGAGAGAGAAAUUUAGAACUGUGAUGUUUUAAUCAAAGGGUAGAGAUAUUAUUAGAGGCAGUUUCUUUUGCUUUGGCAUAAGAGCCCAAGUCUGGGAAACAUAAGCCAUUACUUAUAUUGAUUAGGGAUUAAUGGUUGAUAUUCCCAAGGGGAUCCAAUUGAAUUGUUUAAACAAAUCUCUUUUUUAUUUUUCUCUAUUUCUUUGUGUCUGAUCUGAACCACACAAUCAUGGCAUGGUGGAGAGAUAGAGACAUAUCAUAUGUAAAUAGUACACAUGAAUUUGUUUCCUGUCAAUUUGGAGGGGCACCUUCCCCCUCUUUAUUUAAAUAUCAAUUAACUAUGCA